AUGUCAAGUGCCAAUGACAAAGAGAAAGUUAUAUACUCCAAUCAUCAACAUUUAGUGAUGAUGAAUGAGGUAUUUAAUGAAGACAGAUUUGUUGAUGAGGCUGAGUUGUUGGAUGAGGGGAUUCGAUACUGUCUCCAUAUGGCUAAACACGACUUUGAUCAUCUCGCAAACAAACCGACCAUAAGCAAAUUUCAAGGUUUUGAACCCACACAGACAGAUUUAGAUUCUGUCAUAAUGACUGCUUGGCUAAGACCAGUUUUAAGCCUGCUUGGCUUAACAGAAAUAGAUAUAGAAAAUGUCCAUGGGCAAAUGAUUACUCAGAGUGAUUUAGGAUCGACAAAGACAGACCUUCAGAGUGUGUAG
Suillus fuscotomentosus is the source of this 363-nucleotide messenger RNA. RefSeq lists its product as uncharacterized. The record is from RefSeq and is a predicted model, not a curated record. The transcript is spliced from 5 exons. The coding region runs from base 1 to 363 and encodes 120 amino acids. Lineage: Eukaryota; Fungi; Basidiomycota; Agaricomycetes; Boletales; Suillaceae.